AAUUCACGUAUAUUCCCGUAAUCUACUCCGGAACAACGAGCAGAGCGCUGCUUUUAAGAGAGUCUUUAUUUUUCCAUUAUUUUGACCAUGUACAAUGGUAUUGGACUACAGACGGCCCGAGGCUCGGGCACAAAUGGCUACGUACAGAGGAACAUGGCGUUCAUGCGUACGAGAAAGGACAAGGUCGAGUACAACAGCGAGGAGGACCUGGCGAGACUGGAAAGGACGCUACACAAAGCUCCAAACAAAGAGCUCAUGGAGCACAACUGGAAGAGAAAGAUAGAGCUACAGUGCCUUGAACUGAGAGAAACAAUGGAAGAAGAAAAAUGUGAUCCUGCAGAGAUAGAGAGAGAAGUCGAAGCGUUGCGUCAGAAGCUACUAGCCGACGGGUAUCAAGCGCUACCUGGUAUGAUGGACUCUCACCAUCUUGCCGUUGAAAUGGAAAAAAGGAACGAAAACAUUCGCCAGGCCUUUGGCAUAUCAAAGGACUACGUUGGGGGGAGUGCCUUCGAUUUCUUGGAACAACAAGCUAAAGUUGCCGAACGGAAAGCAAAGAGAGAGGAGGAGGAGGCAGAGAGGGAGAAAUUGAAAGCUGAGAGAGCAGCAGCUGAAGCUAAGUUGAGGGAAAAGGAAGCGAAAAAGAUGAGAAAGAAGAAGAAAGUGGAGAGCAGCUCAAGCAGUGAUGAUGACAGUGGCUCUAGUUCAGAAUCAGAUAGUGAAGACUCUGAUGAUGAAAGGAAGAAAAGGAAAAGAAAGAGAGAGAAACAGAAAGGUGAAAGCAAAGGGAAGGAGGCAAAGAAGCGUGCUGGUAAAAAAGAAUCUGGCAAUUCACCAAAAGAUAAGAAAAGAAGAAAGAAGAAGGAGGUAUCUGACGGCAGCCAUAGCAGCUCCUCUGAAGAUGAGGGAGAGAGAAGGAAUGGAAAGGAUCAUCAUAGAGAGACAGCCAGACAGAGAGGAGGCAGACACAAUUCUCCCGAACCUAACCAAAGAUUAAAUAAAAGGAAUCCUUCUCCUCAACGUCACCAUGAUCCUUCUCCUUCACCGCCACAAAGAAAUAAACCGCAAGAGUCGAGUUCGCCACCAAGAAGAAGACAAGUCUCACCUGGAGAGAGGAAAGGAAGGAGAGAGAGAAAGAGAUCGUCUUUGUCUCCGUUAAGAAAGCGACAAGAAUCCAGCUCACCUGAUGAGAGAAGAGAGAGAAGGAGGUCUUCUUCAUCACCGCCACAUUCUCCUGUUAGAAGACAACGUUCACCUGUACAGAGGAAAGGGAGGAGACAGCAAUCGCCUGAAGAGAGAAGAGGAAGAAGAGAGAGAAAGAGGUUGUCAUCACCUCCAGCAUCUCCAGUGAGAAGGAGACAGCAAUCGCCCGAAGAGAGAAGAGGAAGGAGAGAGAGAAAGAGGUCGUCAUCACCUCCACAAUCUCCGGUGAGGAGGAGACAGCAAUCACCUGAAGAGAGAAGAGGAAGGAGAGAGAGAAAGAGGUCAUCAUCACCUCCAGCAUCUCCGGUGAGGAGGAGACAGCAAUCACCUGAAGAAAGAAGAGGAAGGAGAGAGAGAAAGAGGUCGUCAUCACCUCCAGCAUCUCCAGUGAGGAGGAGACAGCAAUCACCUGAAGAAAGAAGAGGAAGAAGAGAGAGGAAGAGGUCGUCAUCACCUCCAGCAUCUCCAGUGAGAAGGAGACAGCAAUCGCCCGAAGAGAGAAGAGGAAGAAGAGAGAGAAAGAGGUCGUCAUCACCUCCAGCAUCUCCAGUGAGGAGGAGACAGCAAUCACCUGAAGAAAGAAGAAGAAGAAGAGAGAGAAAGAGGUCGUCAUCACCUCCACAAUCUCCAGCGAGGAGACGUGGUCACUCACCUUCUAGAGGGCGUGACAGGUCACCAAUAAGGAGAAUAAAGCAGCCCAGUUCACCUUCAAGGCGACAGAGGAAUAGAUCCCAUGAGAGAUACAGGAGGGACAGUCCUCCAAGAAGGAGGAAUAGAUCGCCUCCAUCACGAAAGAGAUCUCGUUCAUAUACUAGUGACUCUGAUUCAAGUGUUGAAUAAUAAUAAUAAUAAACGAUGCUUCACCCCUCUUUCUGUUUUUUUUUCCAAAAAAACUAAAAUGUUGAAUUUUGACUGGACAGUA
Molecule: messenger RNA, 2122 nt
Organism: Amphimedon queenslandica
Lineage: Eukaryota; Metazoa; Porifera; Demospongiae; Haplosclerida; Niphatidae
Product: serine/arginine repetitive matrix protein 2-like
Exons: 5
Coding region: 88-2040 (650 amino acids)
Cellular component (GO): nucleus
Source: RefSeq, a predicted model, not a curated record